AUGCGAUUCUCACUUGGAGUUUUCGCCGUCUUCAUCAUUCCUGCACUCGCAGAUGGUCCCUGCGAUGUCAAUUCCGAUUCGUGCAGAGCAGUGAUCAACGCAAGCGCCUGCUUCAACGAAUUUAUGUCUGGUGGGAACAAAGCUUCAAUUCUGAAUUGUCUCGCUGGUACAGAUGGAGCAGCUUCGCCUAAAGACAAAAUGUGCGCAUGCACUGGAUGUGUUGCUCCGGUCAUGACGGCGUGGCUUACAAAGAACAAUGUUUGCACUUGA
Molecule: messenger RNA, 270 nt
Organism: Mollisia scopiformis
Lineage: Eukaryota; Fungi; Ascomycota; Leotiomycetes; Helotiales; Mollisiaceae
Exons: 2
Coding region: 1-270 (89 amino acids)
Source: RefSeq, a predicted model, not a curated record